CAUAUGACGUGGCAGCUCGACUCUUUGUUUAUAAAAGGUAAGAAAGAAGAGAAAAGAAGGAAGGGAGGCAGAGUCAUCCGAUUGCUUCGAAUUUGAAGCUCUGAACACAAAGGGAUGUUCCUAAGAGUUUUAGGUGUCAUUUUAAUUGGGUUGUCAGCCUGGGCAUUUUCAGCCAUUCGCCCUCCAGCUCCUAAAAUAUGUGGUUCUGUCGGUGGUCCGCCAAUAACUGGUCCAAGAAUAAAACUUAGAGAUGGAAGGCAUUUGGCUUACAAGGAACAUGGUGUCUCCAGAACAGUAGCCAAAUUCAAGAUCAUAUAUGUCCAUGGCUUUUCUAGUUGCAGAGAUGAUGCAGCAGUUGCAAUUCAUCCUUCUCCUGGGUUUCUUGAAGAACUCGGAGUUUAUGUCGUCUCUCUUGACAGACCUGGAUACGGAGAAAGCGACCCGCAUCCAACGCGAACGGUAGAGAGUUUAGCAUUAGAUGUUGAAGAGCUUGGUGAUCAGCUAGGAUUGGGUCCUAAGUUCUAUGUAAUUGGCUUGUCAAUGGGUGGCCAAGCAGUUUGGGGUUGUCUCAAGUAUAUCCCUCACAGAUUGGCGGGAGCGUCUCUACUCGCUCCAGCUAUCAACUACUGGUGGCCUAGUUUUCCUGCAAACUUAUCAAAGGAAGGUUUGUCCAGCCAACUACCACAAGAUCAAUGGGCACUAAGGGUUGCUCAUCAUCUUCCAUGGCUAACUUAUUGGUGGAACACUCAGAAAUUCUUUCCUCCAGUGAGCAUUUUAGCCGGUAGGCCUGAGAUCCUUUCCAGUCAAGAUAUUGAAAUUAUUCGCAGUCACGAAGGCUUGCCAGUGGACCAGAAAUACGUGAGACAACAAGGAGAAUUCGAAUCCUUGCACCGUGACCUGAUGGUCGGAUUUGGUAAAUGGGAGUUCGAUCCAAUGCUUCUUGAAAACAUAUUUCCUAAGAAUGAAGGAUCCAUCCAUCUAUGGCAAGGCGACGACGACAAGCUCGUGCCUGUUAAGCUACAACGUUACAUCGCUCAAAAACUUCCUUGGAUUCACUACCAUGAGUUAUCUGGUGCAGGGCAUCUUUUUGUAUCCACAAGGAAAAUGAGUGAAGAAAUUGUAAGGUCAUUGCUUGUACAAUGAAAUAAUGGCCUGCCUUUUCUUUGUAGCCUUGUGUCUUUCUUUCAGUUGCAUUUCAUUUUGAUUAAUGAACAAAGCUUCAGUGGGUUAGAACA
This is a messenger RNA of Cucurbita maxima (winter squash), 1235 nucleotides long. RefSeq lists its product as uncharacterized. The coding region runs from base 115 to 1143 and encodes 342 amino acids. The transcript is spliced from 5 exons. The record is from RefSeq and is a predicted model, not a curated record. NCBI's taxonomy places the organism in Eukaryota, Viridiplantae, Streptophyta, Magnoliopsida, Cucurbitales, Cucurbitaceae.